CACACACAGACAUAAUGGUGCAGAAAGUGUAGUUGUGCAUUUGGUCACUAACACACACACUUCAUAUCUGCUGUAGUAAUAGUUCACUACCUUUUCAUUCAUCUAUUUUAUGUAAAGUUUUGUUCAGGAAAUAUGGGCUGCUCCUCAUCCAGUGCACAGAAUGUCGAUCAAGAAAAAAGACCAGCCACGAAGCCUGAAGAGAGCAAUGGAGAUACAUUGGCUGUUAGAAAUGGCGUCAUUACAGAAACCAUCCAGGACCAGACACUGUUGCCUGCGUGUGCCUUAGCAGAUGAUCUUCAACUGGAAGCUGAUGAUGGGGAAAAGGCUGUGUUGAUGGCAAUUGAGGCUGAAGAGGAUCUGGGGUCUGGGGAAGACCUGUUGGCUCUUCCUCAGCCACAACCAGAACCCGUCAACGUUGAAGAGCGGGAUUUGGUUGCUGGAAAAGAAGAAGAAGAAGAAGCCCCCACUGUCGUGGAAGAGGAACAUGUGAUGGUCGAAUCUCUUUGUGAGGCGUCAGUGGAGAUUCCUGCCGUGGAAGGUGUUGACAUGGAGCAGGCUGUAGAAAAUGUUAAAGAGAUGAAGGCUGGGGUCGAUGCUGAAACAGGAAAGACAGAUGCUCCUGAACUAGAAUCUGUUGAAGAAGAGCUAAAGUCUCAGGUAGAAGUUGUUGAACCAGUGCAGGCUGUAGAGCAGACUAUCCCAAGCGAGACUUCUCCUGAGGAGCCUCCUGUCAAACCUGUGGUGCCAGUCACACAGGAGUCAGUAAUUGAUGUCCCUGCUGAUAAGUCUUCUCCUUUUGACGUGUUGAUGGAUAGUUCUCUACAAAUUCCAACCUCAGAAAUACCAGUUGGAACUCCUGCUCCACAUGAGGUGGUACCCAGUAAAACAAUACCAAGUGAAGCUUAUACCACUGAAUCUUCAGCUCCCAGUGAAGCUGUGGAAUCUGUAAUACAUACAGGGAUCGCAGUGGCAUCCAUUCCAGAGAUGCCUCCUUCAUUUGAAGUGACAGAUGAUACAAAAGCAGAGCAACAACAUGGGAAUGAAGAGCACAACAAAGCUCUUAUGAUGCCCUCAGAAAAUUCCACACAAGCAGAAACCACCAAUGCUACCUUUGAUCAGAGGCCUGCAGCAGUAGCUGAAAAAACAGACUUGAAAGUCCUGGUAUCUUCACCAUUGCUUUCCGAAACCAAAACAAAGGACAUUUUAAAAGAUGAACCAACUUCUGAAGCAUCUCCAUGUUCAGGGCAGAGCGAUGCUGCCGUAGAGGUUCCUGCACCUGAGCCUACACAAACAGACUCUGAAGUCACUUUGGCACCAGUUGCUGCUGGUCAAGUCUGCAAAUCCUUGUCAGAAGGCAAAGGACCUUCUCCAGAAUAGCAACAUUCCGAAGGUACAUGCAAACCGGAGGGAAGAAGAUGAAACCACAUAAAUGUAACACUCAGUAUUGUCUGACCAGACAAGAUAGUUUAACCUCUUAAGGCCCAAGCUGUUUGUUUACAUGCUUUUUUUUUUUUAAAUUUAUCUUAGCUAUUUGGACUUAUUGGACCCUAAUUAGAAUAAAAACAAAGAAUCAUAUUUUUAUAUGAUGUACUUAGUCCAUAAGUAACAAACGUGUACUUCAUGUUUAGUGACAUGCUAAUUCUUA
Messenger RNA from Nerophis lumbriciformis (worm pipefish), 1645 nucleotides. RefSeq lists its product as uncharacterized. NCBI's taxonomy places the organism in Eukaryota, Metazoa, Chordata, Actinopteri, Syngnathiformes, Syngnathidae. The record is from RefSeq and is a predicted model, not a curated record.